AUGAAACCUUGUUCUCUUUCUAUCGCCAUUCUACUGUUGGCAACAGCUUUCAUGUCAACGACAGAAGCAUUUCAACCCGACGCGAAACAAAACGUGUACAAACCAACCAUUGAUCGAUUACUCCAAGACCAGUUGGUGCUUAAUCCUAUUCCCGCCACUACCACUACUACUACUACAGUAGUACCAGUGCCUCCAGUCGAGAAGGAGUUGGAUGCUAAUGCUGGUCCAACCGACUAUUGGUUCCACCCAAAGAUUCACACCUUUGGUAACGUGGGGCCACUAGGAGCCAUUCAUGCAAGUGUCGCACCAUUGGCCACCAAAUUGAUUGACGUUGCGGCCUACAAUGGUGAAAAUGUUCGGGAUCAAAUCGCUCGCGAGUUGAGCUAUUCCAUCAUGUCCUUUCCAUCUACUACUAGUAGCAACAGUGACAAUGCAAGUUCUACCAACCAGCAACAACCCAAGAUUGUUGAUCUGGCUUGUGGAGUUGGCAUGUCGACACGCGCCUUACAAAAGGCCUUUCCACACGCAUCUCAAUUGGUCGCCAUUGAUACCUCCCCUCAAAUGAUUCGAAUGGCCAAGGCAUUGAGCAACCCAGAAUCUUUGGCCUCCCAAACGGUCCAGGUCCUUUCCGACUGGUUGUUUCGUAUCAAUGACAUGACUCCACCUCCAUCAUCCGUGGACGAAGUUCUUGGGGACGAAGCCUUGUGCGAUAUUGAAUACAAUCUAGGCAAUGCCGAAGAUACUGGUUUGGAAGGCGGAACCUUUGAUUUGGCUACUAUCAUGUACUGCUUUCACGAAGCGCCCUAUUGGGGUCGUUCUCGCAUCCUCCAGGAGGCCCAUCGAUUGUUGGCGCCCGGUGCUACACUGGCCAUUUUGGACAUUAGUCCCACCUACGAACCCAGCUUUUCCAUGCUGGCAGGCGAACCCUACGUCUUGGAAUACAAAGAAAACAUUCAAGUCCAACUAAAAGAACAAGCAAAAGGAUUCCAAAACUGCCGGUAUCGUGAAGUUGUGGAAGGGCAUGUCGGCCUGUGGCUCUUGGACCGAGAGUAG
Messenger RNA from Cylindrotheca closterium, 1053 nucleotides. The record is from the annotation of a GenBank genome assembly. Lineage: Eukaryota; Bacillariophyta; Bacillariophyceae; Bacillariales; Bacillariaceae.